This is a messenger RNA of Lytechinus variegatus (green sea urchin), 1426 nucleotides long. RefSeq names its product phosphomevalonate kinase-like. Gene Ontology annotation, biological process: isopentenyl diphosphate biosynthetic process, mevalonate pathway; cholesterol biosynthetic process. The transcript is spliced from 6 exons. The record is from RefSeq and is a predicted model, not a curated record. Gene Ontology annotation, molecular function: phosphomevalonate kinase activity. Lineage: Eukaryota; Metazoa; Echinodermata; Echinoidea; Temnopleuroida; Toxopneustidae. The coding region runs from base 196 to 786 and encodes 196 amino acids. Gene Ontology annotation, cellular component: cytoplasm.
GAUAUCUUUGCGAUGCUGGUGACCGGUGCUGACGGUGCAUGGUAGCUCUCUUUUCCACGUCCAGUACUGUAGGAUUGUUUUCUUGACAUAAUCAUCUUUCGAUGUCGGAUUUAGCAGUUUCAUUUACAGGAAUACCGACAGGUUCUAAGAACUGAUUUGGUUUAGAGCUCUUUCUGGUUUCAUCCUGGUCAGGAGAUGGACUCCAGCUAUCCAAAAGUCGUCUUGGUGUUCAGUGGAAAGCGCAAAUCUGGAAAAGAUUAUACAUCUGCUUUACUGGCAGAAAGGCUUGGAGAUAUUUGCACAAUACUGACUCUUUCUGCACCAUUGAAACAUCAGUAUGCAGAGAUCCAUGGCUUAGAUUUCAAUCAGCUGCUCUCAGCGUCAUCCUAUAAAGAGCGUUAUAGACAUGAUAUGGUAGUGUGGGGUGAGAAAAAGCGAAAUGAAGAUCCAGCAAUAUUCUGCAGACUUGCCACUCAAAAUGUUUCGCAUCAACACAAGGUAUGGCUAAUCAGCGAUGCAAGACGCAAGACUGAUGUAGCAUACUUCAAGGAGAUGUACUCGGAUAGAGCUAAGCUUGUUAGGGUGCAAGCUGAUGAAUCUGUCAGAGCUUCAAGGGGUUAUGUCUUCAAGAAAGGAGUUGAUGACAGUGAAACUGAAUGUGGUUUAGAUGAAGGAGUAUCAUGGGAUGUCAUUAUUACAAACAAUGGAAACCAAGAUGACCUAGAUAGUCAACUCAAACACCUAAUCAGCAGUAUACAACAUGGUUUGAUAAAUGAUGUAUCAUGACAUUACAAGUAAUCUAUAUUUACUUUUGUACUUUUAAGAGAAUCUAUGAACAAAUAUGUUGCAAUAUUCAUUGAGUUUUGCCAAAUAAUGAAUUAAUCAAUGGUAAUUAGUAAAUUUGUCGAGAAUUUGCAAUCCUUUGGUUAGAUAGUAAUGUCUAUAGCUAUCUGUGAUUUAUCAAAGAUAUCUAUGAUAUCAGUAUAAGAGUACCACUAUAUUAUGAACAGAGAUACCAGCUGUCUUGAUUCCAUCAGAACUUUAGGCUCCCGAAUAUUGCUAGCAACAAUGGCCUUAACUCUUUCCUUACUCUCAGUACCUUAACCCCAAAAGGACUGGGCUAUUUGAAUUUGAGAUGAAUAGAGGACUUGGGGUAGGGGGCCAUGAUGGCCCCCCCCCCCUUCUUAUCCCGGCCGCCGUUCGUGCAAUCGCGUCAAAAUUUGUCAUAAUGAUUAACAAAAUGAAAAUCAAGCCUCGGCCAUUUUAUGUAAAUCACAGCUCAAUGUAAAGCAAAUAUCGUCACAAUGGCCUCGGUGUGUGGGGGAGUAGGUUGGGGCACAAUGCGCUCCUCAAAGUGGUUUGGGCAAGGAAACAAGUUAAAAAAGGUAAAAGAUAUCUUCAAAUCAAUUUUACUAGUUAAAUUCCA